This is a messenger RNA of Pocillopora verrucosa, 2300 nucleotides long. Its product is annotated as G-protein coupled receptor 135. NCBI's taxonomy places the organism in Eukaryota, Metazoa, Cnidaria, Anthozoa, Scleractinia, Pocilloporidae. Gene Ontology annotation, biological process: G protein-coupled receptor signaling pathway. The record is from RefSeq and is a predicted model, not a curated record. Gene Ontology annotation, molecular function: G protein-coupled receptor activity. Gene Ontology annotation, cellular component: plasma membrane; endosome.
GCUUCGUAGAUUAGUGCUUUUUGGAGGUUUUACUCCAAGCGCUUGUAAGUAACUCAAGCAGUGUUUCCCUGAAUCACUUGGAAUUGGAAAUAUUCUAACCUGUAAUCGAGCGGUGAUUCUUUCAUGGAUAUAUCGUCAAAUAAGGCCGACAAAUUCACUGAGCAAAAUGGCAAAUGACUUUAAUAUCGAUGAUCUUUUUCGCCAAGUUUGCGUUCAAUUCUAAGAGAGGCUGAUCGCAUUCAACAAGAACAUGGUUGUCACGGAACGGAACAACACCAGCGAAACUUUCUGGUGCGAGUCAGUGCCUCAGGAAUCUUCUAAGGAAGUUUUUGCGUUUCUAAUAAUAACUUUAAUCCUGUGUGUUUUGGGUAAUAGUGCAGUUUGUAUUAUAGUUUCACGCCAUUACCAGUUACACACUGUGACCAACGCAAAUUUCGUGAACAUGGCCGUAAUUCAAAUGCUCUUCGCAUUGUUCUCCAUUCCGCCGUAUCUGCAACUAUCAAAUUCAAGGUCUGAAGUGGAAAACAUUGAAUGGCUUUGCGUUCUCAUUGGAUUUACUUUUGAGCUUUUUUCAGCUCUUUCGAACCUAGCGUUAACUCUUGUCGCUGUGGAACGCUAUUAUGUUAUCAGCAAUUCGGGCAAGAGGAAAAUUUCGGCCAAGACUACGGGAAGACUUGUAGUCUUUGUCUUCAUCUUGGCACUUGCUUUUGCGGUUUCAUGGACAGUUCUGGCAGAAGGCCCGAGCCCAUGUUUGACUUCUUCAAUCUUGUCGUGUUUUCCUCUAAUAAGCGCUCAUAAAACGAAAACUUUACGAACUCUGAACAUCAUUUACGUUACGAUUUGUUUUUUCCUUCCUAUGCUACUAAUGGCUGUAUUAUUUGUGAAAAUGUCCAAAUUACUUUGGAGUGGAUUUAGCAAGGUACGACCUCUUGGAGUUGGAAAUCGAAACACUAUUCGCUUCUUUGCUGAAAUCAAAACAACAAGGACAAUGUUCUUCAUAUCAAUUCUUCAUUUCUUCUGCUGGCUGCCACUUUGCAUAAUUUCCAUUUAUUUAUCUCUUCCACGUAAAACCAGCGAGCUUUAUCCAGGAUCAGCGACAGCAAAAAUUGUUACAAUUUGUCUAGCGCUAGUUUCCUCUUGUGCAAACCCUUUGAUGUAUGCGCUACGAAAUCCGCGAUUUAGUAUAAUUCUUAGACCGAAUAAAAGGUCAAAAGGAAAGAAACGGGUUCAAUUUUACAAGGAACAAGAAAAUUGCGAAAGCUGUAUUGCGAAGACACCUGUAUCUUGGGCACAAAGAUCAAUUUGUUCGGUUAUAUAUGACGGGAGUAGAAGCGACGAAACACACGCGACAUCUUCAACAGUGCUGUCGUAAACACUCGAGUAUAAGGACAUUCUCUGACGUUGAAAUGAGAGCAACAACAUCUAUGUCUGUUUUUACAGAACAGAGGGACAGCUGCUUCAACUGUGAAAACUUAAAUUCUUGUGUUUUUUGCUUUGCUGUUUGCUUUCCUAAAUUUAAUUUUUAUGAAAGACCAUAGUACGAGUGCUAACAGAAGCGCGGUUCUUGAAAAAACUUUAUUGUGUCCUCCAGUUGUCUUCACGUUCUUAACCUAAAACGCAUUUUCGUUAGUGCAGCUGUCUGAGUGUUUUGUUUUGUCUUUUUUGAAGUUUAUUUGUCCGUUCCCACAAAAAUAUGGACAUCUCACAAUCAAAUUUUAAUAAAACUAACCCGUUCCGAGGCGAAUAUAAGUAGUAACAACUUCCGACACCGCAAUCUCGCGUUAAGUAUUUCACGUGCACAUCAAUAUUUUAUUCCUUUAAUAUCUCUGUUAACUUUUCUGCGGCCCGGCUUUCUCGGGAAAAAAAUUGUAACGAAGAUCUUUAGUUACUUUUUUGCGAUAUCAUUGUCAAAGUUUCUUGGCCAGGAACCAGGAGUGCGAUACAAAAUUUAAUUAAGUUAACAUUAAAACGAGAAAGUAUGAUCGUGUCAGUCAAGUUUUUUCGAAAGCCACAAAGAAAUUAUGUGGCAAUCUAUUCCUCUGUUCGCGUACACUCUCAUUAAAACUUGUUCUUUUAUCAAUAAUUUAGUAAAAAGAGCUGAGGCAGUGUAUGUGGUAAAUAUAUAUAUAAAACGCGAAAAAGUACCAAUUCUGUUUUAAACGUAUUUUGCAUAACAGACGUAAACGAAAUUUUGUAUUUCCUCGAUUGUAUCCAGUGGUACGUUUGAUUCUUCAGUCUGUGAAACGAGAGAAAACUAUAUAAAAUAACAACCUAAUUAAGAAUUAUUUUGAAAUAAUUUG